Corythoichthys intestinalis (scribbled pipefish) is the source of this 8080-nucleotide messenger RNA. RefSeq names its product transmembrane protein 200A (gene tmem200a). NCBI's taxonomy places the organism in Eukaryota, Metazoa, Chordata, Actinopteri, Syngnathiformes, Syngnathidae. Bases 663 to 2183 code for a protein of 506 amino acids. The transcript has 5 exons. The record is from RefSeq and is a predicted model, not a curated record.
GCAAAGGCAGUCUGAACGGGCACGCCAAAAAAACGGAUAUGACCAAAAAAUGGGAUUCGUGCAUUAAGACCUGUAGUAUGAACGUAGCCAAAGUAACACAUUUUGAAGCUUUAAUUGCAAUACCGUGAUACCAUCAAACCGUGAUAUUUUGACGUCAGAAUAUCAUACCAGAACAUGCCUGCUGCUGCUAAAUUCAUGAUUUACAUGACGCAAAACAGAUUCCUUGUUAGCUGAAUUGGAUUGCGAGGCAAAUGUGGAGGGAAACAAGGAGCAAUUCCCCCUGCCCCUCCCCCUCUGUUGACGCACACACAUGUUCAAGCACACAUUUGCGCUUGUUUGGAGGCACCAGUACCAGAAGAGGAGGACGAAGAAGAACCUCUACAAAAGAACGCAACAGUUUGCAUGGACAGCGAGGACAUCGCGGCUUCGGGAAACGGUCUCCACGCUCAACUCUGGUGGCUUAUGUGCAAGGGAGCGUGCGCCAUCACUUUAAGGAGUUUGUGAUCUGAGAAAAGCAAGAGAAGAAAAGAUGAAGUAGAGCAGAAAAGAAAAAGACGGGAACAGACUGGACUUUGCGUGCAUGCUGACAAAGUGUGGCGGCUCUCAAGGGGAAAGAUGGAUUUAUUCGUGGGACAACGGCAGGCUUUUUAAAAGGUUAAAGCAUGACGGCUGCGGCAGGCGUGCUAACAGGUUUGGCCAAACUCAAGCGCCAGGAUUCGGCACGUUCUCAGCAACGGCCUUUACCGGCGACGUCUGCAGGUUUGGCCGACGGUGCCCAAGAAGGAGCUCCGAGAAAACGAAAGCGGCGCACCGACGUGGUUGUCGUGCGCGGUCGCUUGCGCCUCUACUCCGCCUCGGGCUUCUUCCUCCUCCUGGGUCUCCUCGUUCUAGCCGCGGGGAUCGCCAUGGCCACCUUGGGCUACUGGCCGCCAUCUUCGGGUCAAAGCCCGCCCGGCGGAGGAGGACCCGAGUCAUCUGCAACGGAUGUGGACCUCUUGAAAAACUCUACUACAAGUCCGAACGUAAAAGGUCAGCCCACUAGGCAGCCAGACGGAGGCGUCCUCACCCGCUUCCUGGAGCGGCAUCGGCACUCAGAGAAGAUGAAGAUGUUCGGGCCCUUCACCAUGGGCAUCGGGAUUUUCAUAUUCAUCUGCGCUAACGCCAUUCUUCAUGAGAACAGAGACAGAGAAACAAAGAUCAUCCACAUGCGGGACAUGUACUCCACGGUCAUCGACAUCCACCGCCUCCGCCAGAAGGAGCAGAAGCAUCACCUCCAGCACAACUAUGCAAGAGAGGACCCCCGAAGCUACGCUGACGAUAACCCCAUCUUCGCCUUCUCUUCUUGGGCCGCGAACGCCGCAUCCCCCGAGGAAGAGGCGCUACUUAGGGACGAGGAGUCUCGCGGGCGGCCGGAUCAACCUCGUUUGGAUUGCAGUUUCGCGGGUCUGCUAGCACCGCUUUACAAGGACCGUGCUCCAUCUGAAGGGGCGGACCCGGAAAGGGGCGUCCACCGCGCACGCUCUAUUGUAUCAUCUUCCAUCUCGGCGUUCACGCUACCCGUCAUCAAACUUAACAAUUGCGUUAUCGACGAACCGGAGAUGGAAGCUAUCACGGAGGAGGACAGAGGAGAGCGCGGGAGGGACGAGGGGUUGAGUUUGUGCCCGGUUGGCGCCACGGCGUCACUAGCGGUUCCGGUUGCUAGCUUGGCAAAGGCUUCUAAAUCGCCACGCUUGCAUCGAAGUAACUCUGCAUCCUCGUCCUCAUCCGGUUCCUCCCUAGCGCCGUCCUCUACCUCAGGUUGUUGGCUUUCCCCCGGCGCCGCCCGUUCUGACUUUGGUUCCAAUUCGUCCCUACAUAUGCUAGGCAGCCACUCCAAAUCUUUGGAUCUGGAGCGGCAACCUAGCAUGCUAAGCGUACAUCGUGAUCAGCAUAAGCACCCCAGCUGGCCGCGCCUGGACCGCAGCAACAGCAGUCGUAGCAUCAAGGGCUACACCCGGCUGGAGGACCGGGGUGACGAGCACCUUGCGACGACGCUUCUACUGCCGGCCGCCGCCGCUAGGCGGGACUACAGCAAGCGAGAGAAGCUGCUCAUGAUUUCUCGCUCGCAUAACAAUCUAAGCUUUGAGCACGAAGACUCGAGCGGCGGGACGAUGAAACGGGGCAGCUCCGAGACACGUUUUUGAGGACCGCAAUUGCCGUUUCAACGCAAUUUCCUGUUAAAAUAAAUGUCCUGUCCGUUUGAGAUGAUUUCUGAAGCAAAUAAUAGACUUCGGGCAAGGUUACGGCUUGAUAAAAGGCUUUGAAAGAAGCAUUUCCAGGAGUAACAAUAAAAAAAAAUACUGGUGGAGAGCUGCAAUUUCAGCAAGGUCAUCUUGAAAGUGCUUUUUGUAUUUCUGCUUUCGUACAAAAUGAAGUUUCUUUCAGAACAGGCCUCAUUCCUGGAUGGGAAAACGUCAGGAUGGUGGGUGGUGGUCUUUUACUUAAGACUUCAAAUUCGCUCAGAUAGUUUGAAAACAGAAAUUUUGGUUCACUCCAACUCGUCCAAUUCAUGAUCACGUUUAAAUGCCAUUCAUGAUAGAUGUCCAAUUAAUUUAAACAGGAAGGGGCUUCACACAACAAGCUUGAACUCAUUUCAGGGCAAGUGACUUUUUGUUUACAAAAAAACAACAACAAAAAGUAGGGCUGUCAAACGAUUAAAAUUUUUAAUCGAGUUAAUUAUAGCUUAAAAAUUAAUUAAUCGCAAUUAAUCGCAAUUCAAACCAUCUAUAAAAUAUGCCAUAUUUUUCUUUAAAUUAUUGUUGGAAUGGAAAGAUAAGACACAAGAUGGAUAUAUACAUUAAACAUACGGUACAUAAGGACUGUAUUUGUUUAUUAUAACAAUAAAUCAACAAGAUGGCAUUAACAUUAUUAACUUUCUGUUAAAGCGAUCCAUGGAUAGAAAGACUUGUAGUUCUUAAAAAAAAAAAAUGUUAGUACAAGUUAUAGAAAUUUUAUAUUAAAACCCCUCUUAAUGUUUUCGUCUUAAUAAAAUUUGUAAAAUUUUCAAUCAAAAAAUAAACUAGUCGCUCGCCAUUGUUGAUGUCAAUAAUUACUUACACAAUGCUCAUGGGUGCUGAAGCCUAUGAAAUCAGUCGCACCCAAGCGCCAGCAGAGGGCGGCAAAACUCUAUAAAACACAAUUAACAAGUGAGCGUUUCACUGUACCGUCAUUUAAAUCUGUCUGAGCAGGACAUCUGCGCUAAUUGCGUCAAAUAUUUUAACGUGAUUAAUUUUUAAAAAUUAAUUAAUGCCCGUUAAUGCGAUAAUUUUGACAGCCCUAAAAAAAAAAAGCAAACAUUCAAAAACACACGUGUGGAAAUCAAUUUUUGGGUCAUGUAGGCCACAGUACUAACGUAACACAUAAAACAAAAAUACACUCUAGUUGUAUCCUCCUAUUAAAAAAGUGUAUUGUUGCCACCCCCCCGACACCCCAAAAAAUCUAGUACAUUGUAUCACUGUAUCACAUCAUGUAAAAAUGUUAUAAUUAUCAUGUGAAAACAUGAUAUUCAUGUAAAACAUGGCAACCACCAUGUAAAAAGAUGAUAAUUAUGUAAAAAUUUGAUAAUUGUCAUGUAAAAACCUGAUAACUACCAUGUAAAACGUGAUCACUAUCAUGUAAAACGUGUCAAUGUUUAAAAAUGUGAUAAUCUAAAAACGUCAUACCUAUAAUAUAAAAACGUGUUAACUAUCAUGUAAAAAAUAGGGCCGUCAAACGAUUAAAAUUUUUAAUCGAGUUAAUUACAGCUUAAUAAUUAAUUAAUCGUAAUUAAUCGUAAUUCAAACCAUCUAUAAAAUUUGCCAUAUUUUUCUGUAAAUUAUUGUUGGAAUGGAAAGAUGACACACAAGACGGAUAUACGUAUGCAUUCUACAUAUGGUACAUAAGUACUGUAUUUGUUUAUUAUACCAAUAAAUCAACAAGAUGGCAUUAACAUUAUUAACAUUCUCUUAAAGCGAUUCAUGGAUAGAAAGACUUGUAGUUCUUAAAAGAUAAAUGUUAGUACAAGUUAUAGAAAUUUGAUAUUAAAACCCCCUCUUAAUGUUUUCGUUUUAUUAAAAUUUGUAAAAUUUUCAAUCAAAAAAUAACCUACAGUAGUAGCUCGCCAUUGCUGAUGUCAAUAAUUAAACCAUGCUCACUCAGGGCGCCAAACACCAAAAAACAAGUAACAAGCGGACAUUACAUUGUACUGUCAUUUUAAUCUUUUUGAGCGUGGCAUGUGCGUUAAUUGCGGCAAAUAUUUUAACGUGAUUAAUUUUAAAAAAAGAAUUACCGCCCGUUAACGUGAUAAUUUUGACAGCCCUAGCAAAAAUGUGAUAUUUAUGUGAAAACGUGAUCACUAUCAUAUAAAAAUGAUAACUCUCAUGUAAAAAUGUGAUAACUUCAAUAUAAAAAUGUGACAACUAUAAUAUAAAGACAUUUUAGCUAUCACGUAAAAACGUAAUUAUCACGUAAAAACGUGAUAAUUAUGUAAAAAGGUAACAUAAAAAUGCGAUAACUAUCAUGUAAAACAUGCUAACAUUUAAAAAUGUGAUGAUUAUAAUGUAAAAAUGCGAUAACGAUAAUAUAAAAAGGUGAUAACUCACGUAAAAACGUGUUAACUAUCAUGUAAAAACGUGAUAAUUAUGUAAAAACAUGAUAAGUAUCAUAUAAAAACGUUAAUUAUGUAAAAAUGUGAUAACUACAAUAUAAAAACGUAUUAAUGAUCAUGUAAAUCGUGUUAACAUUUAAAAAUUUGAUGAUUGUAAUGUAAAAAUUUGACAACUAUAAUAUAAAAACGUGUUAACUAUCACGUAAAAACGUGUUAACUAUCACGUAAAAACGUGAUAAUCUAAAAACGUCAUACCUAUAAUAUAAAAACGUGUUAACUAUCACGUAAAAAAGUGUUAACAUUUAAAAAUGGGAUGUGAUAACGUGAUAACUAUCACGUAAAACGUUUAACUAUCAUGUAAAAAUGUGAUAUUUAUGUGAAAACGUGAUAAGUAUCAUAUAAAAAUGGUAACUCUCAUGUAAAAAUGUGAUAACUUCAAUACAAAAAUGUGACAACUAUAAUAUAAAAACAUGUUAACUAUCACGUAAAAACGUGUUAACUAUCACGUAGAAACCUGAUUAUGUAAAAACGUGGUAAGUACAUAAAAUUGUUAACUAUCAUGUAAAAAUGCAAUAACUACAAUAUAAAAACGUGAUAACUAUCAUGUCAAACAUGUUUACAUUGAAAAAUGUGACAACUGUAAUGUAAAAACGUGAUAACUAUAAUAUAAAAAUGUGCUAACUAUUACGUAAAAACGUGUUACCUAUCAUGUAAAAACGUGAUAAUAAGUAAAAAUGUGAUGAGUAUCAUAAAAAACGUUAACUAUCAUGUAAAAAUGUGAUAACUACAAUAUAAAAAUGAAAUAACUAUCAUGUAAAAACGUGUUAACAUUUAAAAAAGUGAUUUAAUCUUUUCAAGUAGGAGAACUUGCACAAUUGCUGGUUGACCAAAUACUUAUUUGCCCCACUGUAUAUCGUCCCUACCAAUAUUAAGACCAAACCUACGCCCUUGAUGUAUAUAUUUUUCAAUUCUAGUCAUCUUGCUAACAGUGCUUCUACAUGAAAAAUCUCAAAUGACUCACCACAAAUCAUCCUAAAAUACUGACAAACAACUAAAAGCCUCAAAAUAUGACGUCAUCAGCGUCACCGUAGGAACAGGUAAUAACCGCCACUCUUUUCAAGUAGGAACAUCCAGUACAAGUGUCGCAGAGUGGGCAACAGAAGCAGUUUUGAGAAGAACGGCGACACUGCUGGUUACUUCCCGAGCGCGUCAUUUUGAACGCAGAUGGGUGAAGAGAACACAAUGUGUAAAGUAUGCAAAUGGGAGCAGGCUCGUCAUCGGGCAGGUGCUGUCCGUGCCUUGACGGACACCUACGCAAACGUCGCCGCGGUGACGGACGGGCACUUUGAAGUCAGGCCGGAAGAGAAGCGGCUAUUUGAUCGCAUAUUUAUAGCCGCGUCAACAGAAAAUCAAUGACUUUGAAGAGGUGCAGCUCACCACAAAGAUAGCAUUGAUUAUUGUUUGUUUUCAUCUACAGUAUAUUGGUUGCUCAUUGCCAUUGACGACAGUGGACGUCCAAUUCAUUUCAACUGGUUCAUUCGCCCCUCCCAGUCAAAAUGGAUUGGACGUCCAAUGCCGUGAAUGGCGUUGAAAGAUGAGCAUUCACAGCCAAGCCUCCCAGUUUAAAUGAAUUGGACAGCUUUGGAUGUCAAAGGCAGGCAAUUAGUUAAUUGUGGGUGCUUUCCUUGUUAGUUUUAGGGGACAUACUGUUGAUUUUAGGGUAUUUCCUGGUCACUUCGACUUCAUUAGUUGUCAGGGUCCCCCCGGGAUUUAUAAAUCUAAAUUCAAGACUUUUAAGACCUUUUUUAAUGCCAUUUCAACUGAAAAUUAAUACUUUUCUCGCACCCAUUAUUUAGAUAAUAUUGAAUCAUAUUUUAAAAAAAUAAAGCACUGAACAUCAAAUUUAACCUCAAUUACUAAGUGUGCUUGACAAAAGAAUGCACAUUUAUUGAAGAUACAAUUAAAACACAUUUAAAUAUAAGGUCUUUCAGAAUCCCCCCCCCCCCCCAAGGAUAAAAUGGAUUUUACACUAUUAUUGUAAAGCAACUUCAGAAAUUACAUUUGCAAUACAACAGGUUUCCCUUUUAAGAGGACCUUGUCAAGGUGGUAGGUAGGUGAUUGUCAAGUUGGCCACCUUAACUGUAAAGUGCUUGCAUUUGGCAGUGAAAGUUUGAUAAAAACAGCCACUAAAUGGCAGUAGUUUACCAUUAAUUACCACAAAAUAAAAAAGCUACACAUGACCAUUUCCCUUGGUAAUUGUUUUUUUCUAAUCACAUUACAAGAAGUUUAAAAAAUACACAUGUUAAUCCUUUGUUAGCUAUUGAAGACAUUUCUUUUAAUCAGAUAGAGAAAAUCCAUACUCUUAUUUAAUCAAGAAAAACUUUCAAAUAUACCAGGAGGUGUUUUACUAUCACCUACAUUAUAAUUUGCCUAUCACCAUGCCAUGUUAUUCAGAUCAACGUUACUACGUUACCCCACACUCAUUCCAAUAAUAGACACUGUCAACCGUGUUGUGUAUCUGAGAGUGAUUGUGAAUCACUCCGGUUUAUCCAUGCUAAGGCUAGUGCACCUGCCAAUACCCCAUUGAACAUGGCUAACUCUUGAGUUAAAACUGCGAAAUUCACAUUCAUUCGAAAGGCAAACCGUGCAGAAAUACAUUAUUGCAUCUAACACAUUUUAAUUGAAGAAAUUGGAAACUUACUUUGAAAUGUUAAGCAGGUCCACUGCCUUUGCAUGACUGCGACCCAAAGUAUCUGGAUGCGACUUGGUCGCCAAUCCAAUACCUCACAUGCUGGUCCAACUGUUUGGACUUGGUUGUCUUGUUGAGGCUUUCGUCGAACAUAACAACUAAGGCAUCUGAGCAGUUCCUUGCAUUAGCACAAAGUACUGUGCGAUUGCCUGCUGUUGUGAUGUUGAUGCUAAUGAUGCUAACGGCGCGCACGCACGAGGUGCAGCGCAUCGUAAAAAUUCUACGCGUCAUCUUCGUUAUGGAUUUAAAAAAAAAAAAAAAUUCGUCACGGAUAUAAUUUAGGUUGCACUGAGAUGUUCUUGAAAAUUAAAACCACGGUGAAAAAAUUCCAGACUUACGACAGCUAAUUUAAUGCUUUUAAUACUUUUAAUAAUGGAAAACUAAAUUCAUUGCUUUUUUUAAUACUUUUAAUAACCCGCGGGUGCCCUGGUUGUACUUCAUGUACUCUUACGGGAGAGGGCAUAAUGUGGAAUUGGGCGAAAAAAAAUACUUCAAAACGUAAAUUAGACGGGCUGAUAUCAAAUUCUGAUGGUUUGAUAGCUUUGAGCAAACAUUAUGUUAUCAUGGAGUAAAAGUCUAAGGUUGAAAUUGUAUUUUCUUCAGAAUAUUGGGGAUUAAAAUUAGGGCUGUCAAAAUAAUCGCGUUAAUGGGCGGUUAUUUUUUUUAAAUUAAUCACGUUAAAAUAUUUGACGCAAUUAACGCACAUG